Molecule: messenger RNA, 11564 nt
Organism: Charadrius vociferus (killdeer)
Lineage: Eukaryota; Metazoa; Chordata; Aves; Charadriiformes; Charadriidae
Gene: NBEA
Product: neurobeachin
Exons: 64
Coding region: 1-9888 (3295 amino acids)
Biological process (GO): intracellular protein localization
Cellular component (GO): membrane; cytosol
Molecular function (GO): protein kinase binding
Source: RefSeq, a predicted model, not a curated record
AUGGCGCUGGUUGGUGGCGAAUUUGAUCUAGAGAUGAACUUUAUAAUCCAGGAUGCAGAGAGCAUUACGUGCAUGUCAGAGCUUUUGGAGCACUGUGAUGUAACGUGCCAAGCAGAAAUCUGGAGUAUGUUCACAGCAAUUCUACGUAAAAGUGUCCGUAAUUUACAGACUAGCACAGAAGUGGGCUUAAUUGAACAGGUACUGCUGAAGAUGAGUACUGUGGACGACAUGAUUGCAGAUCUUCUAGUUGAUAUGUUGGGGGUUCUUGCCAGCUACAGCAUCACUGUCAAAGAGUUGAAGCUUUUGUUCAGCAUGCUUCGAGGCGAAAAUGGAAUCUGGCCAAGACAUGCGGUUAAACUAUUAUCAGUCCUUAAUCAGAUGCCACAGAGACAUGGGCCUGAUACCUUUUUCAACUUCCCAGGCUGUAGUGCUGCAGCAAUUGCAUUGCCUCCUAUUGCUAAGUGGCCUUAUCAAAAUGGGUUUACUCUUAACACCUGGUUUCGUAUGGAUCCACUAAACAAUAUCAAUGUAGAUAAGGAUAAACCCUAUCUCUAUUGUUUCCGCACUAGCAAAGGUGUUGGGUAUUCUGCUCAUUUUGUUGGCAACUGCUUAAUAGUUACAUCCUUGAAGUCAAAAGGCAAAGGUUUCCAGCACUGUGUGAAGUAUGACUUUCAGCCACGAAAGUGGUACAUGAUAAGCAUUGUACACAUCUAUAAUCGAUGGAGAAACAGUGAAAUACGAUGUUACGUGAAUGGUCAACUGGUAUCCUAUGGUGACAUGGCCUGGCAUGUUAACACGAAUGAUAGCUAUGAUAAAUGUUUUCUUGGCUCUUCGGAGACUGCUGAUGCUAAUAGAGUGUUCUGUGGCCAGCUCGGAGCAGUAUAUGUAUUCACUGAAGCACUCAACCCAGCACAGAUUUUUGCAAUACAUCAGUUAGGACCUGGAUAUAAGAGCACAUUCAAAUUUAAAUCUGAGAGUGACAUUCAUCUUGCUGAGCACCAUAAACAAGUGCUAUAUGAUGGGAAACUUGCAAGUAGCAUUGCUUUUACUUAUAAUGCGAAGGCUACUGAUGCUCAGCUAUGCCUUGAAUCCUCACCAAAGGAAAAUCCUUCAAUUUUUGUACACUCCCCCCAUGCUCUUAUGCUUCAGGAUGUGAAAGCUAUCGUAACCCACUCCAUUCACAGCGCAAUUCAUUCCAUUGGAGGGAUUCAAGUUCUUUUUCCACUCUUCGCCCAGUUAGACAAUCGACAACUGCACGACAGUCAGGUGGAAACAACAGUUUGUGCUACCCUAUUGGCUUUCUUGGUUGAGCUUCUUAAGAGUUCAGUAGCCAUGCAAGAACAAAUGCUUGGUGGAAAAGGCUUUCUAGUCAUUGGCUACCUCCUUGAAAAGUCAUCUAGGGUUCAUAUAACCAGAGCAGUUCUGGAACAAUUUUUGUCAUUUGCGAAAUAUUUGGAUGGAUUGUCUCAUGGAGCACCUCUACUGAAGCAAUUAUGUGAUCACAUCCUUUUUAAUCCUGCUAUCUGGAUACACACCCCUGCAAAGGUGCAGCUGUCUUUGUACACCUACUUGUCAGCUGAAUUCAUUGGAACUGCUACGAUCUAUAACACUAUACGCAGAGUAGGAACAGUACUGCAGUUAAUGCACACACUUAAAUACUACUACUGGGUGGUGAAUCCUGCUGAUAGCAGUGGCAUUACUCCUAAAGGAUUAGAUGGUCCUCGGCCCUCACAGAAAGAAAUCAUAUCACUAAGGGCAUUUAUGCUGCUGUUUUUGAAACAACUUAUAUUGAAGGAUCGAGGCGUGAAAGAAGAUGAACUGCAGAGCAUAUUAAAUUACUUAUUAACAAUGCACGAGGAUGAAAAUAUUCAUGAUGUGCUGCAGCUGCUAGUGGCACUAAUGUCCGAACAUCCAGCAUCCAUGAUCCCUGCCUUUGAUCAGAGAAAUGGGAUACGAGUAAUUUAUAAACUAUUGGCUUCCAAAAGUGAGAGUAUAUGGGUGCAAGCUUUGAAGGUCCUUGGAUAUUUUCUUAAACACUUGGGUCAUAAGCGAAAGGUUGAAAUCAUGCAUACUCACAGUCUUUUCACUCUUCUUGGAGAAAGGUUGAUGCUGCAUACAAAUACGGUGACCGUUACAACAUAUAACACCCUUUAUGAGAUUUUGACAGAACAAGUAUGCACUCAAGUUGUUCAUAAACCACAUCCAGAGCCAGACUCUACAGUGAAAAUUCAGAAUCCAAUGAUUCUUAAGGUGGUAGCAACGCUGUUAAAAAACUCCACACCAAGUGCAGAGCUGAUGGAAGUUCGACGUUUGUUCUUAUCUGAUAUGAUAAAACUCUUUAGUAAUAGCCGUGAAAACAGAAGAUGUUUACUUCAGUGUUCAGUGUGGCAGGACUGGAUGUUUUCUCUGGGAUACAUUAACCCUAAGAACUCUGAAGAGCAGAAGAUCACAGAGAUGGUUUACAACAUUUUCCGUAUUCUCUUGUAUCAUGCAAUAAAAUAUGAAUGGGGAGGCUGGAGAGUGUGGGUGGAUACUCUUUCUAUAGCUCAUUCCAAGGUCACAUAUGAGGCUCACAAAGAGUAUCUAGCAAAAAUGUACGAAGAGUACCAAAGGCAAGAGGAAGAAAACAUAAAAAAGGGGAAGAAGGGGAACGUGAGCACUAUCUCAGGUCUUUCCUCCCAGACAACAGGAGCAAAAGGUGGAAUGGAAAUUCGAGAGAUAGAAGACCUUUCACAAAGCCAAAGUCCAGAAAGUGAAACGGAUUACCCUGUCAGUACGGAUACAAGGGACUUGCUCAUGGCUACAAAGGUGUCGGAUGAUGUGCUUGGAAGUGCUGAGAGACCAGGAGGAGGAGUGCAUGUGGAAGUUCAUGACCUUUUAGUCGAUAUAAAAGCUGAAAAGGUAGAAGCUACUGAAGUAAAACUUGAUGAUAUGGAUUUAUCACCAGAGACAUUGGUAACUGGAGAAAACGGUGCACUUGUAGAAGUCGAAUCUCUUCUAGAUAACGUAUAUAGUGCUGCUGUUGAGAAGUUGCAAAACAAUGUUCAUGGAAGUGUGGGUAUUAUUAAGAAGAAUGAGGAAAAAGAUAAUGGUCCAUUAAUAACUCUGGCUGAUGAGAAAGAUGAACCUUCUACUAACAGUACCUCAUUUCUUUUUGAUAAAAUACCUAGUCAAGAGGAGAAACUUCUGCCUGAACUUUCAAGUAAUCACAUUUCUAUUCCAAAUGUGCAAGAGACACAGAUGCAUCUUGGUGUAAAUGAUGAUUUGGGAUUGCUUGCACAUAUGACGGGUAGUGUAGAUAUAACGUGUGCUUCAAGUAUAAUAGAGGACAAGGAGUUCAAGAUUCACACAACUUCAGAUGGAAUGAGUAGCAUUUCCGAGAGGGAGUUGGCUUCAUCAUCUAAAGGGUUAGAAUAUGCUGAAAUGACUGCCACAACUCUUGAGACAGAGUCUUCUGGUAGCAAAACCGUACCUAGUGUUGAUGCAGGAAGUAUAAUAUCAGAUACAGAAAGAUCUGAUGAUGGUAAGGAAGCAGGAAAGGAGAUACGGAAGAUCCAGACAACCACCACAACCCAGGCAGUACAGGGUCGAUCGGUCACCCAGCAAGACCGGGAUUUACGUGUUGACUUGGGAUUUCGAGGAAUGCCAAUGACGGAAGAGCAGCGACGACAGUUUAGUCCAGGUCCACGCACAACUAUGUUUCGUAUUCCAGAGUUUAAAUGGUCUCCCAUGCACCAGCGGCUCCUGACAGACUUGCUUUUUGCACUAGAAACAGAUGUACAUGUUUGGAGAAGUCACUCCACAAAGUCUGUGAUGGACUUUGUCAAUAGCAAUGAAAAUAUUAUUUUUGUACACAACACAAUACACCUCAUUUCCCAGAUGGUAGACAAUAUUAUUAUUGCUUGUGGAGGAAUUUUACCAUUGCUGUCAGCAGCCACAUCGCCAACUGGUUCUAAGACUGAAUUGGAAAAUAUUGAAGUGACACAAGGAAUGUCAGCAGAGACAGCAGUAACUUUUCUCAGCCGUCUGAUGGCAAUGGUUGAUGUGCUGGUAUUUGCCAGUUCUCUAAAUUUUAGUGAGAUUGAAGCUGAAAAAAACAUGUCUUCUGGAGGUCUAAUGCGACAGUGCCUAAGGCUUGUUUGUUGUGUGGCUGUGAGAAACUGCUUAGAGUGUCGGCAAAGGCAGAGAGAGCGAGUGAACAAGACGUCAUUACUCGGCAGUAAAACUCAAGAUGCUCUUCAGGGUGUAACUGCAUCAGCAGCAACCAAGACUCCCCUUGAAAAUGUCCCUGGCAAUCUUUCUCCUAUAAAAGACCCUGAUAGGCUUCUUCAGGAUGUUGAUAUUAAUCGUCUACGAGCAGUUGUUUUUCGUGAUGUGGAUGACAGCAAACAGGCUCAGUUCUUAGCUUUGGCAGUAGUCUACUUUAUUUCUGUUCUGAUGGUCUCCAAAUACCGCGAUAUACUAGAACCACAACGAGAAACUGCAAGGUCUGGGAGUCAGGCAGGUAGAAAUAUCAGACAAGAAAUAAAUUCACCUACAAGUACAGUUGUGGUCAUACCAUCUAUCCCUCACCCAAGUUUGAACCAUGGAUUCCUUGCCAAGUUAAUUCCUGAGCAGAGCUUUACCCACUCAUUUUACAAAGAGACACCAACUGUAUUUCCAGAAAAUAUCAAAGAUAAAGAAACGCCGACACCAGUUGAAGAUAUUCAGCUGGAAAGCUCUAUUCCUCAUACAGAUUCUGGAAUUGGAGAUGAACAGAUGCCCAAUAUUUUGAAUGGGACAGACUUGGAGACCAGCACAGGCCCUGAUGCUAUGAGCGAGCUGUUGUCUACUUUGUCUUCAGAAGUGAAGAAAUCUCAGGAGAGCUUAACAGAAAGCCCCAGUGAAAUCUUGAAACCCGCAUCAUCGAUAUCCAGUAUCAGCCAAAGUAAAGGCAUCAAUGUUAAGGAAAUACUGAAAAGUCUUGUGGCAGCCCCUGUUGAAAUUGCAGAAUGUGGUCCGGAUCCGAUCCCUUACCCAGAUCCUGCACUGAAGAGAGAAGCUCAUGCUAUUCUUCCCAUGCAGUUUCACUCAUUUGACAGGAGCGUGGUUGUACCAGUAAAAAAACCCCCUCCAGGUAGUCUGGCCGUUACCACAGUUGGAGCUGCCACAGCUGGAAGUGGACUGCCACCGGGUAGUACACCUAAUAUAUUUGCUGCAACAGGAGCUACACCAAAAAGUAUGAUUAAUACAACAGGUGCAGUAGACUCAGGAUCUUCUUCUUCCUCUUCGUCAUCCAGCUUUGUGAAUGGUGCUACCAGCAAAAAUCUCCCAGCUGUCCAAACUGUUGCUCCAAUGCCAGAGGAUUCAGCUGAAAACAUGAGUAUCACUGCAAAGCUUGAAAGAGCUUUAGAAAAGGUGGCCCCUCUCCUGCGAGAAAUUUUUGUUGACUUUGCCCCUUUCCUAUCCCGAACAUUGUUGGGCAGUCAUGGACAAGAGCUGUUGAUUGAAGGUCUGGUUUGUAUGAAGUCGAGUACUUCAGUGGUUGAACUUGUUAUGCUGCUUUGUUCACAGGAAUGGCAAAAUUCUAUUCAGAAGAAUGCAGGACUUGCAUUUAUUGAGCUCAUCAAUGAAGGAAGAUUAUUAUGUCAUGCAAUGAAAGACCAUAUAGUGCGUGUUGCAAAUGAAGCAGAAUUUAUUUUGAACCGACAAAGAGCUGAAGAUGUCCACAAGCAUGCUGAGUUUGAGUCGCAGUGUGCUCAGUAUGCUGCUGACAGAAGAGAGGAGGAGAAGAUGUGUGAUCAUCUUAUCAGUGCUGCUAAGCAUCGAGAUCACGUUACAGCCAAUCAGCUGAAACAGAAGAUACUCAACAUACUAACAAACAAGCAUGGUGCCUGGGGAGCUGUUUCUCACAGCCAACUGCAUGACUUCUGGCGCUUGGAUUACUGGGAAGACGAUUUACGCCGGCGGAGGCGAUUUGUUCGCAAUGCUUUUGGGUCUACUCAUUCUGAUGCUCUCCUAAAAGCUGCUGUGGAAUAUGGCACCGAAGAGGAUGUAGUGAAGUCAAAGAAAACUUUCCGAAGUCAAGCUGUGGUAAAUCAGAAUGCAGAAACAGAGCUUAUGCUGGAAGGAGAUGAUGAUGCUGUUAGCCUGCUCCAAGAGAAAGAGAUUGACAACCUUGCAGCUGACAAGCGCUCCAGACGCGCGUCCUCCCCACAAACCCCAAGCUGUUCGCUGAAGCGGAGCGGCCACCGGUUGGCUUUUCCCCCCGGAGCUGGCGGGGAAGCGCCCUCGGUGUUGCCGGCGGCUCUCCAUCCUUCCCAGUGGAGCUCCCGGCAGCAUCCCCGCCGUGUGCCGCUGCCGGCCGGUGCUCCGGGGCAGCACAGCUCCCGGUGCGGGCAGAGCCCGCUGCCUUCCUCUUCUCCGGGGGGCACUACAGCCGCGCUGGGAACGCGUAUUUACAUCCCCCGGCAAAAAGCGCAGCUCGCCGCCGCCGGCGAGGGGCCGGGGCAAGGCUGGAAGCCGGAGCUCGUUAUCUUUUCCCGCAUGCGAAUGAGCCCGUCCCGCGGCUCUUGGCUCAGCCACGCAACACCAGGGAAAAGAGGUAAUUGGAUUAAAUUGAUGGUCUUUCUUCUGGGACUCGGCAAAGCCCACAAACGCCUCCUUAAAAUGAUAGAAUAUCGGGUCGUUUCCAGGACGCAUCUUCGGAAGGCGCUUUUCUCCCCGCACAAAGGCCCCGGGGAGCCCAUCACCGUGCGUCGGGCCAAGCGGCGGGUGAAGGGCGAGGGGAAGGGCUGGAACGCUCCGCUGGAGAGGGUUGAAGCCUUCCGCCUUGACCUCCGCCACCCUGUUGGGUCCCGGCCAGGGGAUGUGGGGAAGCGGCCAGUGGGCAGCACUCCGCGGCCAGAUCCCCGUGCAUUUGAACGCCGGGGUGAUCUGCACGACGUACCUAUCCCUGAUCCUCAGCUUCACUUCGCUGGUGUCCGCCACCAUCUUUACCACGUCUCUGUAACUGCACUUAUCCACGGCUUGAGCCACCAGAGUCUGAAAUCUGGACCGGAUUUUGCGAGCGGAGAGGUACAGCACGACUUCGAACUCCGUGGGGGAGAUGACUUCCAAGCCCUCGUAGCGAUUGUCCAUCUCGUUCAAGGAGCUGAUGAAGCGCGGCUCCUGCACCUCCACCUCCUUCAGCACGUCCGACACCACUUUGCAGACUUCUCGGAUGGUUUUGGCGAUGGCAGCUUUCCUGGCUUGGCAUUUCUCGUUGUAGUAUUUAUUCAGAUGAUACACCAGCUUGGCCUGGGCCGCGAUCAUGUUGGGGCAGAGAUCCGGAUUGACUUGGCAAAAGUGUGCCGCUCCGCACUGAAUCCCUGCGUGCCGCCCCACAGCCGGGCCGGGAAUGCAGGUGUAUUAAUGGGGAUCCAUCAGCCAGGGAGCUACGGACCGGGCUCGCUCCUGCGGGAGCAGAGGCGCAUAGCCAUCGCUAAGGAGGAGAAAUACCGCAAAGAACGUUUCACGACGUUUAUUCAACGCAUUAACGCGACCAACUUUAUUGCACGUAGCGGAGAAUUUCUGACUUUGCGCUUGGUGCUUGCCUAUACAGAAGGCCUUCAUGGAAAAUGGAUGUUCAGUGAGAUUCGGGCUGUUUUUUCAAGACGUUAUCUUCUCCAGAACACAGCUUUGGAAGUAUUUAUGGCAAACAGAACUUCUGUUAUGUUUAAUUUUCCUGACCAAGCAACAGUGAAAAAGGUUGUGUACAGCUUACCACGUGUUGGAGUAGGAACCAGCUAUGGUUUGCCACAAGCCAGGAGAAUCUCUCUGGCCACUCCCCGACAGCUUUAUAAAUCAUCCAACAUGACUCAGCGCUGGCAGAGACGGGAGAUAUCUAACUUUGAAUACUUGAUGUUCCUCAACACUAUAGCAGGACGAACAUACAAUGAUCUGAACCAAUACCCUGUAUUUCCGUGGGUUUUAACAAACUAUGAAUCUGAAGAGUUAGACCUGACCCUUCCAGGCAACUUCAGGGAUCUUUCAAAGCCUAUUGGUGCUUUGAACCCAAAGAGAGCAGUCUUCUAUGCAGAACGAUAUGAGACAUGGGAAGAUGAUCAGACUCCACCUUAUCAUUACAACACCCACUACUCUACAUCUACUUCUACAUUGGCUUGGCUUGUUCGUAUUGAGCCCUUUACAACAUUCUUUCUAAAUGCAAAUGAUGGCAAAUUUGACCACCCAGAUCGAACCUUCUCUUCAGUAGCCAGGUCUUGGAGGAACAGCCAAAGAGAUACCUCAGAUGUGAAGGAGUUAAUUCCAGAAUUUUACUACCUACCAGAGAUGUUUGUCAACAGUAAUGGCUAUAAUCUAGGAAUCAGGGAAGAUGAAGUUGUUGUGAAUGAUGUUGAUCUCCCCCCAUGGGCCAAGAAGCCUGAAGACUUCGUCCGUAUCAACAGGAUGGCCCUGGAAAGCGAGUUUGUAUCGUGUCAGCUUCAUCAGUGGAUUGACCUUAUAUUUGGCUACAAGCAACGAGGACCAGAAGCAGUGCGUGCACUCAAUGUUUUCCACUACCUAACAUAUGAAGGCUCUGUGAACCUGGACAGUAUCACUGAUCCUGUCCUCAGGGAGGCCAUGGAGGCGCAGAUACAGAACUUUGGACAGACGCCAUCGCAGUUGCUCAUUGAGCCCCAUCCACCUCGGAGCUCUGCCAUGCACCUGAGCCCCCUCAUGUUUAAAGAUCAGAUGCAGCAGGAUGUCAUCAUGGUGCUGAAGUUCCCGUCAAAUUCCCCCGUCACACACGUGGCAGCCAACACGCUGCCCCACCUGACCAUUCCUGCCGUGGUGACCGUCACUUGCAGCAGGCUGUUUGCAGUCAAUCGGUGGCACAACACAGUAGGCCUUCGGGGAGCCCCAGGAUAUUCUUUGGAUCAAGCCCAUCAUCUUCCAAUCGAAAUGGAUCCAUUGAUUGCCAAUAACUCUGGUGUGAACAAACGGCAGAUCACAGACCUUGUGGAUCAGAGCAUCCAGAUCAAUGCACAUUGCUUCGUGGUCACAGCAGAUAAUCGCUACAUUCUUAUCUGUGGUUUCUGGGACAAGAGCUUUCGAGUUUAUUCUACGGAAACAGGAAAAUUGACUCAGAUUGUGUUUGGCCACUGGGAUGUCGUGACUUGCCUUGCCAGAUCAGAGUCCUAUAUCGGUGGUGACUGCUACAUCGUGUCGGGGUCUCGUGACGCUACGUUGCUGCUUUGGUACUGGAGUGGCCGACAUCAUAUUAUAGGUGACAAUCCAAAUAGCAGUGAUUAUCCUGCCCCUCGCGCUGUUCUAACUGGUCAUGACCAUGAAGUUGUCUGCGUGUCGGUCUGUGCAGAGCUGGGACUCGUUAUCAGUGGUGCUAAAGACUGCACUUCACGGCAGCGCUGCAUUGAUCUGCCGUCCUGCCUGAGCUCCCUUGUGGGGAAGCUGUCCCUCUGGAGCUGGCUGUGGCACUGCCAUAACACACGCAGCACUCAAGAGCCUGCUGAGGCAGGGAGACAGCACAUACAGGACUCCUCUGAGAAAAAUCCUGUGCAUCAAGUUGAUGUUUGCAUGUUCUUAUCCAACAACCCCAAAAAAGAGCGCAAUUUCAGCAUUAAUGGCAAACUCUUAGCUCAGAUGGAGAUCAAUGAUUCAACCAGGGCCAUCCUCCUGAGCAGCGAUGGGCAGAACCUGGUGACAGGAGGAGACAACGGUGUAGUGGAAGUAUGGCAGGCCUGUGACUUCAAGCAGCUCUAUAUUUACCCUGGCUGUGAUGCUGGAAUAAGAGCUAUGGAUCUGUCUCAUGAUCAGAGAACUCUGAUUACUGGCAUGGCUUCUGGCAGCAUCGUAGCUUUUAAUAUAGAUUUUAACCGGUGGCAUUAUGAACAUCAGAACAGAUACUGAAGCGGAAUGAAGAACUGAAAGCCCAGGUAAAGCUGAGAGCACAAGUGCUGCAGUGAAAGGUGUAGUCUCUGGUGGAAAACCACGUCUGCAUUGACCUCCGUUGUACAUUCCAUUACACCCAGCAAUAGCUGUACAUUGUAGUCAGCAACCAUUUUACUUUGUGUGUUUUUUCACAACUGAACACCAGCUGCUGAAAAGCAAGCUUGUAUCAUGUAAAUUAUAUGAAUUAGGAGAUGUUUUGGUAAUUAUUUCAUAUAUCUUUGUUUAUUGAGAAAAGGUAGUAGGAUGCGCCACAAGAGACUUUUGAAAAUUCUGGGGAACCUUGUGUCCAGUUAUUUCAAUGUUUAGGCUUUGAACCUAACAUGCAUCCCAUCUCCAGCCUCUUUUCAAGCUGAGAUAAAAAAAAAAUACGUUUGAUACUUUGUACAUCAGAUGCACAUCUUAACUUUAAAGGGAUACUUUUGUAAAAGUAAAACCUUGUAUAAAGAACAAAACUGUUUCUUAAUUUUAUUGUGGAGUUACAACUUGCAUGUACUUUAAACCUGAUGUCUUGAAGGAACAGGUGCAUUCACACAAAUAAAACUGGAGAUCUGCCUAAGGGUACAGCUUGUGUUAAAGGGUUGAACUGGGGCGCAAACAGUAAUUUUGACAUUUCCACCAACACGUUUUUCACUUUUUGAAUCUAAACUUUACCCCUCUUAAGUGGAGUUCUGCUCAUGAAGCGUUUGGAUAAAAAGCCAUCAUUUGCCAUAUUUAUACUUUAUACAAUAGAAAUUAAAUUCCUCCUUUUUAAAUUCAGACUAGACAGAAAGGGAGCAGAGAGGGAAGUUCAGUUUAAUGCUUUGUAGUGCUUAAUGACUCCCAAUACAGGCAAAGUGCUAUACUUCUGGAUUACUAACAUUUGGCACACCAAUCAUGGGCAAGAUUUUUUCCCUUAUUUUUCCUCUGAGCAGCUUGGUUUAUUUGACAGCCUUAGCUUCAUUGUAAAGGUGACUGAGAUUAUUCUUUUCGGUUCUUCUAAAAUCUCACCUGAAGCCACUCAGACUAAGGCACUUCAUGUUUUACAAUACUGUAAUGAUAACUAUCGGAAUAAUUUUCUGCACAUUGUACUGAUCAAAUUACACACCCAGGGGUAUAUACACUUUAAUUCAUGUUUCUUCUUUGUAUAUUUGGUGACUGUAUUGUCAUAGAUGUACAUAUUGUGUCGGUAGGGCUAUGAGGCAUGUAACAGGAAUGUAAUUUUCUCAGAAUUUACACUCACUUGCAGUCAUUUAUUUAAAAAGAUAAUGGAUUCUUUGUAUUGGCACUUUGCACCAGAAACAUAUCAUUAUUUAUUGAUGUGAUUACUUAUUUGUUAUCCACCUUGUAUUAGUAAGUUUAGCACUGAAUUUCCUUCUUCAUUGUUGUUUGUAUUUAUAAGAUUCCGAAAUCAUGGGGAUCAGUGUAAUGAUUAAGUUAUUCAUCACCCGUCUGUAAGCAAUAUCUUGAGUUUGUAGCUUAGAAUUGGGAGACUAUUGAACAUCUGGAAGACAAGUUCAUUUCAUCUUGAGAUCAUGGUGAAAUAUUUUGGAUAUAUAAAUUCCUUAAGCUAUUGUAACCAUGUUUUAUUGCAAAGAUGUAAAAUAUGCCAGAUGUGUGUGAGUUGGAAAUCAAAAAGAAAAAUAAAAUAUGCAAAG